This is a messenger RNA of Malania oleifera, 2327 nucleotides long. RefSeq names its product shikimate O-hydroxycinnamoyltransferase. Lineage: Eukaryota; Viridiplantae; Streptophyta; Magnoliopsida; Santalales; Ximeniaceae. Gene Ontology annotation, molecular function: acyltransferase activity, transferring groups other than amino-acyl groups. The record is from RefSeq and is a predicted model, not a curated record. Bases 769 to 2091 code for a protein of 440 amino acids. The transcript is spliced from 2 exons.
AAAAAUGAAAAACAUAUUAAUUUGUAUUUAAUAUGGCAAAAAGAUAAAGAUAAGGGAAGAAAGAGGCGGAGCUCUGUCCACAUUGUAUACGCAGGUCGAAGACAGAAGACUCGAACACAACUAACCUGUUUCACGGAUGGUACCAAUUUGGAAGCUAGUAUAACAAAGGCCGGGGGAAAGGGGAAGGCACUGGGUGGUUCGGUUGCCGGUCAACUUCAGUAGGCGGGGUAGGUGAAUGACGAAACUUGUACUUCAGCUUUUAACAUCUCCAAGGAUAUAAAUCCCCACGCCACCGCAGAAGUCAGAACUCCAGUAACCCAUCGGCCACCACCACCUCUCUCUCUCUCUCUCUCUCUCUCUCUCUCUCUCUCUCUGCUGCCAACCCCCCACCUACCUUCUCUUCCUCCCAAAAUUACUGCAGCCCCACCACCCGGCCGCUCUCUUUCUCAGAGAUUCUGCUAGCAUACGCCUUCCGCGUCCCCCCUCCAUCAGAUCUUCUCACAUUCACCGAUAAUCAUUAAAAUCUCUCCCUUCUCUUUUCAAUUUCACUGCUCGCUUCCAUUUCCAUUUCAGUUGCAAAGAGGGAACGUAAUUAAUUGCCUCAGGAACAACCCCUUAAUUCCCGCCCUUUAAAUAUUUCAUCCCGGAAUCUAAUUCCAACGGAACAAAACCCAUUGUGAGUUGCGCGCAACACUCCCCCGGCGCACGAUAGCGAUCUAGACGGGCGCACUUUAGCGGCGGCUGCGCCGAGUAGAGAGUGGGGGCAAAAUGGUGGUAAUAAGGGUGAGGGAGUCGACGAUGGUGAGGCCGGCGAAGGAAACGCCGAAGCGGAACCUGUGGAACUCGAACGUGGACUUGGUGGUCCCGAGCAUGCACACGCCAAGCGUGUACUUCUACAGGCCGAACGGGGCGGCGGGGUUCUUCGAGGCGAGGGUGCUGAAGGAGGCGCUGAGCAGGGCUCUGGUGCCGUUCUACCCCAUGGCUGGGCGGCUGAAGAGGGACGACGACGGCCGGAUCGAGAUCGACUGCAACGGCGAAGGAGUGCUGUUCGUGGAGGCGGAGACGGACUCCGCCGUCGACGAUUUCGGUGACUUCGCCCCUACCUUGGAGCUCCGGCAGCUCAUUCCCGCCGUCGAUUACUCCAAGGGCCUCUCCGCUUACCCUCUCCUCAUCUUGCAGCUCACCUACUUCAAGUGCGGUGGAGUGUCACUCGGCGUAGGUAUGCAGCACCACGUGGCCGACGGUGCCUCUGGGCUCCACUUCGUCAACACCUGGUCCGAUAUGGCUCGCGGCCUCGACCUCUCCCUCCCACCCUUCAUCGACCGCACCCUCCUCCGCGCCCGCGACCCACCGAGCCCUGCCUUCCGCCACGUCGAAUACCAGCCCCCUCCUCCCAUGAAAACCCCUCCACAAUCCACAAAUUCCCCCUCAGCUCCCGCCCCCGCCCCCGCCCCCGCCGCCGUAUCCAUCUUCAAAAUCUCCCGCGACCAGCUCAACCUCCUCAAGGCCAAGUCCAAGGAAGACGGCAGCACCGUCACCUACACCUCCUACGAGAUGCUCGCCGGUCACGUCUGGCGCUGCACGUGCCGUGCGCGUGGCCUCGCAGACGACCAAGACUCCAAGAUGUACAUCGCCACCGACGGCCGGGCCCGGAUCCAGCCGCCGCUCCCGCCGGGAUACUUCGGCAACGUGAUCUUCACGGCCACCCCGAUGGCGGCGGCGGGCGACCUGCUGUCGAAACCCCCCUGGUUCGCCGCGGGUCGGAUCCACGAGGUUCUGGUCCGGAUGGACAACGAGUACUUGAGAUCCGCCCUGGAUUACUUGGAGCUGCAGCCGGAUCUGUCGGCGCUGGUGCGCGGGGCCCACACCUUCAGGUGCCCGAACAUAGGGAUAACGAGCUGGAGCAGGCUGCCCAUUCACGAUGCGGAUUUCGGGUGGGGCAGACCCAUAUUUAUGGGUCCGGGCGGGAUUGCGUACGAGGGGCUGGCCUUUGUGCUGCCCAGCCCCACGAACGAUGGGAGCUUGUCCUUGGCCAUUUCUCUGCAGACGGAUCACAUGAAGAUCUUUGAGAAGUUGUUAUUUGACAUUUGAAGUUUUAUAAUUUUGGGAAUUUGAAGCCCUCUGUGUCACUGUUUUGGAUUUGAACUCAAAAAAUAAGAGCAAUGUUUUUUUUUUUUUCAUAAAUUGUUUAAUCUUUAGACAUGUGGCAGUUUCGCGUGUGUUUUUUUUUUUUUUUACUUCAUAAAUUUAACUCGCGAAUAUAUGUGAUUUUAAUCAAACAUUCUGUAUAAUUUAGAUGGAAUCAAUGUAUAUUAUUUUUGUAACAA